AUGCGCGAAUGUAUCAAUAUUCAUGUUGGUCAAGCCGGAGUGCAAAUCGGUAAUGCGUGUUGGGAACUCUACUGUCUUGAGCACGGUAUCGCGCCAGACGGGAAGUCGGUGGAUGAUUCGCUGAAGGAUGACUCGUUUACAGCGUUUUUCAGUUCUACGGGAGCUGGUCAGUACGUCCCACGUGCAGUGUUCGUGGAUUUGGAGCCAUCGGUAGUAGACGAGAUCCGAACUGGACAAUAUCGACAACUGUUUCACCCUGAGCAGAUGAUCACAGGCAAAGAAGACGCAGCCAACAAUUACGCACGUGGUCACUACACUGUUGGGAAGGAGCUAAUCGAUCAAGUGAUUGAUCGCAUUCGUAAACUGGCGGAUCGUUGUACCGGACUGCAAGGUUUCUUGCUGUUCCAUUCGUUCGGAGGUGGCACAGGAUCCGGGUUUAGCUCAUUGCUGAUGGAGCGCUUGACGGUGGAGUAUGGGAAGAAGGUGAAGCUGGAAUUCGCCAUCUAUCCGGCUCCCAACAUUUCGACCGCGGUGGUCGAACCAUACAACUCCAUCUUGACGACGCACACCACGUUAGAGCACACGGAUUGCACAUUCAUGGUGGAUAACGAGGCAAUUUACGAGAUCUGCCGUCGCAGUCUGUCCGUCGAUCGUCCGUCAUACGCCUCGUUGAAUAGGCUGAUCAGUCAGGUGGUUAGCUCAGUGACAGCUUCACUUCGAUUUGACGGUGCGCUGAAUGUGGAUCUGAACGAGUUCCAAACCAAUCUGGUCCCGUACCCACGAAUUCACUUCCCUCUGUCCACUUACGCACCAAUAAUCUCCGCCGAUCGAGCGUUCCACGAACAAUUUAGUGUGAACGAAAUCACCUUUGCUUGUUUCGACCCGGCCAACCAGAUGGUGAAAUGCGAUCCGCGCAACGGGAAGUAUAUGGCUUGUUGUUUGCUUUACCGAGGCGAUGUCAUACCGAAAGAUGUGAACGCAGCGAUCUCGCAAAUCAAAACACGCAAGUCGGUUCAAUUUGUUGACUGGUGUCCAACUGGUUUCAAGGUUGGUCUGAACUCACAGGCCCCGGCUGUGGUGCCUGGUGGUGAUCUUGCGAAAGUGCAACGAGCUGUGUGUAUGCUGAGCAACACGACAGCAAUCGCGGAAGCCUGGGCGCGUUUGGAUCGAAAAUUCGAUCUGAUGUAUGCGAAGCGGGCGUUUGUGCACUGGUAUGUGGGUGAAGGAAUGGAAGAGGGUGAGUUUUCCGAAGCACGUGAAGACCUGGCUUCAUUAGAGAAAGAUUAUGAAGAAGUUGGAUUGGAUAGUGCACAGGAUGAUGAUUUUUAA
Echinostoma caproni is the source of this 1329-nucleotide messenger RNA. NCBI's taxonomy places the organism in Eukaryota, Metazoa, Platyhelminthes, Trematoda, Plagiorchiida, Echinostomatidae. The record is from the annotation of a GenBank genome assembly.